Lycium ferocissimum is the source of this 1119-nucleotide messenger RNA. RefSeq lists its product as uncharacterized. The record is from RefSeq and is a predicted model, not a curated record. The transcript has 3 exons. Bases 654 to 986 code for a protein of 110 amino acids. Lineage: Eukaryota; Viridiplantae; Streptophyta; Magnoliopsida; Solanales; Solanaceae.
AUGAUCUUUCAAAUGUUUAAAGAGAUUUAAGCUUUUACAUAUCAAUUUUAAGUUAUAUGAACCGGUGAUUGGCAAUUAAAAAUAUUUUUGUUUACUCAAAUUCCAAAAGAAAAAUAUUGUAAAGCCUUUAAUCGGCUCUUAAGUUAUUUAGCUUUAACUUAAGUGACAAAUUUGUUAUCAGACACCCUCUUUAGUAAAGUAUAGAACCAGUCUAAUGUGUAAUAUUCAUCUUUUUUUUUCUUCUUACCAGUUCAUGAUGAAUUGUUUAAUUCAAUGUUUAAAGUAUCUAUCUAUUUUUAUAAUCUCGGAUGGCCAGCGUUAAUUUCAUGCCACUGAAGGCUUCAUUAUUUUAUCUAGGCAAGCCAUAAUCAAAGACAUGCUUUAAUGUGGAAGUUAAAUUGCAAACAGUUAUAAACACUUAUGCUUUCAUUUUAGAGUUCCCCUCUUCUACUUUAGUCUUUUUAUAUUAGUAGCUUGCUUUAAUGUAUUGUUCCUGGUAUUUGGAUUAUGCUUACUAACACACUUAUUAUGACAAUUGAAGCAUCAUCUUUGUAACAGCUUCAACCAUUCUGAUAUUUCUUUUUUAGACUUCUGGUGUUGCAGAUGACUCUUCAAUACCAAUAGAGAUAGAAAAUCUUAUUGAAAAAAGAUACAUGUUUAAAGUGGAUGUUCAGAGCUCCAACUGUGAGAAUCAAGAUGAAGUCUUUAAAGUUCUUACGUUUACUGAUGACGAGGAUAUUAUAGAAAAAUACAUUCCUUCUCCACGUGCAGAGACAUUCAAAGAUCCAGAUUUCAAUCAAAACCAAGUCAGUCAUGAAGAUAACGAAAUCACGGAUUCUACUGAAGAUGCUGAGUUGAUCGACGUCGCAAGUACACCUGUCAAGAUAGCUAUCACUGGUGCCGCGACAGUGGUUGAAGAAGAUCCAGUUGCACAGUUGUCUGGAAACAAGAUCAAAAGAGUAUUUAAGAAGAAGAAGAUAGCAUAAUGUGCUAGCAUAUGUAACCCUUGGAGAAACUAAAAAUUGCUUGCUUAUUUAGUUUGGUAGUUUCAUGAGUACUUAUGAACAUGUUUGAAUUAUUUCAUGUUUUUUCUGGUAUUGAAAUUCUGCUUUUUAGAUA